This is a messenger RNA of Pisolithus orientalis, 920 nucleotides long. Its product is annotated as eukaryotic rRNA processing. Bases 1 to 840 code for a protein of 279 amino acids. Gene Ontology annotation, biological process: rRNA processing; ribosomal large subunit biogenesis. Lineage: Eukaryota; Fungi; Basidiomycota; Agaricomycetes; Boletales; Pisolithaceae. Gene Ontology annotation, cellular component: nucleolus; nuclear periphery; preribosome, large subunit precursor. The transcript has 5 exons. The record is from RefSeq and is a predicted model, not a curated record.
AUGCCCAAAUUCCCGCCAGAAGCAGCCCAACACCAACGAGUCAAGUUCGGAGGCCGACGAAACGGCGUCAUCGACGAGGAUGUCACACCGAAACAAAAAGUCGAAAUCGACAACACGGACGCGCUUAGGCGCAUACGUGAAACGAUCCAGUUGGAUCCUUCACUACCGUGGACAGAAACGCUCGUCGUCACGUAUCCCGAAACCAUUGACGUCGACGUCAAUGACGACCUGAACCGGGAACUUGCAUUCUACAAGCAAGCCCUCCACUCCGCCGAACGGGCGCGCGCGCUCGCGGCCAAACAUUCUUUCCCAUUCACCCGUCCCUCGGACUACUUUGCCGAGAUGGUCAAGUCUGACGCACACAUGGAGCGCAUACGAAUGAAACUCUUGGACGAGCGCGCAGGGAUCAAAAGGGCAGAAGAGAAGAGAAAGGAACGCGAGUCGAAGAAGUUUGGGAAACAGGUGCAGAUCGAGAAACAAAAGGAGAGAGAACAGUCGAAGAAGGAGAUGGGUGAACGGCUCAAGUCACUGAAAAGAAAACGCAAGGGCGCACUUGAGAACGCUGAAGCGGACGGAGAAGAAUUCGAUGUCGCUGUUGAGGAAGCCAUCGGUGACGAACGCUCCUCAAAGCGGUCCAGGAAAGAGGGCGGAAAAAAUAUGUCUCGCAGUGCACGAGACACAAAAUACGGGUUCGGUGGAAAAGGCCGGAGAUCAAAACAAAAUACGAGGUCGUCUACGGAUAGCUUUAUAAGUGGGGCCAACAAGAAGGGCAAGGGUAAAGGAGCCGUGAACAAGAGACCGGGGAAGAGUAAGCGACAAGCUAUAAAGAACCGGCGAUAGUGACCUGUACUUCUGUUUGAUAUAUAUCAUAGCAAUGGAUUCCCUUGUCAGUCCGACGUAUUACGGCGUACCGUACAUCU